AGCCGCGUGCUCCCCGCAAGGUGCUGCAACCAUGGCUACGGCAGCCGGCGCUGCGGCCUACUUCCAGAGAGGCAGUCUGUUCUGGUUCACAGUCAUCACCCUCAGCUUUGGCUACCACAUAUGGGUUAUCGUCUGGCCUCAUAGUAUCCCUUAUCAGAGCCUUGGGCCUCUGGGCUCUUUCACUCAGUACUUGGUGGACCACCAUCACACCCUCCUGAGCAGUGGGUAUUGGCUUGCCUGGCUGAUUCAUGUGGGAGAGUCCUUGUAUGCCAUAGUAUUGUGCAAGCACAAAGGAAUCACAAGUGGUCGGGCUUGGCUACUCUGGUUCCUACAGACUUUCCUCUUUAGGAUAGCGUCUCUCAGCAUCUUGACUGCUUACAAACCGAAGCGCCAAAAACAAACUUGAAGAUGUCCGAGAGCCUGCUCUACACGUUUACAUUCAUGUUCACCUUUUUUGUGGGGGGGCGGGGGUAAGGGAGGUACAGUGUUUACUCAGUGAUCUUUCUACUUUCUAGAAUCUGACUGUCCUUCAAAGCUAUUUCAGACCCUCUCAUUAGUCAUUUUUCUCUUAUAUGCUCUGGUUGAGCUUGAAUAGACCAGUUGUUACUUCAAAAAGAAACAGAGAAAGAUUUUAGCUUUUCAGUUCGAUUUGGAAGAGGACUUCAGCUACCUUUUUAUGGCCUUUGGUUGUGUUGGGGCCCUUGUGUGCUCUAGGAUAAGCCACAUACUAAAUUGACUUUUUGGUUUGUAUACUCUUGCUCCCGUCUUCUGAUGAAAACACCUUACUAGGCCUACCACCAUCUUUCCUCUCCUUUCCCAAAGCUCUUUCCACCUUGCUGCACUAAGAUAAAGUGACACUUUCAACAUACAUCAAUUCCACACACAUUAAUUAAGUAACUGUGAGGCAGGAUCUUAUCCUCUCAAACUUCCAUUUCUCACCCUAUAGAGAAAGAUAAGGAAGAUGCGCAAGUGCCUGGAAUGGGGCAGGCUAAGUGGCCACAUAGGAGCACGCUGAGAACCCGGAGGGGAGGCUGCAGAGUGCCUUCCCUGAUGCUGCAGCUGGAAGUGAUCCUUCCCUCCACCUGACCCCUGGGACACUGCUCUGUAGUGUGUGGGGUCUGAUGGCACUGCUAGAUUGCUCCUUCAGCUCAGUCCACAGCUUAAACAGCUUUACCUUUCCUCUCAGCACCUCCCACUACCUUGCACACAAGUGCUCUAUCCAUGUUUAUUGAACAAAGGACAGAAACUGAUUUCACUCUCACUUGUUCAUUAUCAUUCCAAUUUUUAUGUGAAAAUGGCACAACCCAUUUGGGGUACUCUCAUCUCAAAAGAAAAGCACAAGACUACCUUUGACUGGUACCAGCAUUUUUAUGGGUUCCUUGGUGAGAAACCUUUAUCUUUUUCACACUUUUCUAUU
This is a messenger RNA of Callithrix jacchus (white-tufted-ear marmoset), 1417 nucleotides long. The record is from RefSeq and is a predicted model, not a curated record. NCBI's taxonomy places the organism in Eukaryota, Metazoa, Chordata, Mammalia, Primates, Cebidae.